Lachancea nothofagi CBS 11611 is the source of this 1797-nucleotide messenger RNA. The record is from the annotation of a GenBank genome assembly. Lineage: Eukaryota; Fungi; Ascomycota; Saccharomycetes; Saccharomycetales; Saccharomycetaceae.
AUGUACAAUCAUCCACAAGAAGUUCCGCCAGAAGAAGAAGCCAGCUUGGCGUACUUUUUGGAGGCGAGAAGCUUUCUGUCUCGGCUCAAACAGAACCGUAGCCAGUACCUGAACUCCAAGGAUGUUAUGAGCUCGUACCAACGAGUUCUCACGAAAGUACGUGAGCUAGAUGCGAUCAGAAAAGCGUCGCAUCGGAGACCGGACAAUAGCGCCUCAACUUUAAUCCACAGUGUGGAACUUCACAAUAGAGUAGACUCGGUUCUUGAUGAUGUUUUUCAAUUGUUGUCUCUAAGUUUUUUGACUGUAGGGCUUAAGAACUCCGCGCCAGCCACUUACGCUUCGCUCAGUACCGUGCAACGGCUUUUGGAGCAUUUGGAUGAGUCUAAUGUGUUUACUCAUCAUGACCUUCGUCCCAUUAAGGAACGGCUGGACGAAAUAUCUGAAAUCGUUUCUCAGAGCUCCUAUUUGGAAGAAAUAGGCACGCAGAACAAGACAAUUGAUUUCAAUCAAAUUCCGGACGAGAAAGAUCGUAAUAAAAUUGAAGAAGACUUGUUGCUGCGCGCGAAGCUUAAGCACUGCCUGAAAGAAUAUGAACACAUUGAAUCUAAGUUAGAGGAGAUAGACGUUGGUUUACAAACCACUAUGGAGAAUCUAUUUCAAUUGAGGCGUGGUCUCUUGUCCCUGGCUGCAUCUACAAAGAGAAAUGCCCAGUUGAAGGACUCCACCACUAAAGUUCCAGGUUCACCAGUAUCUGAAGAGUCAGUAAAGGAGAAAUUACGAGCGUUGGAGGCCGAGCUGACGGAGAUCGAGUCACAUCGAGACCCCUCGGGCAAAUUUAUCUCUCAGGUGACAGGUGAGAUCGUUGAAAAAGGGCAAAAUGUGUUGAACGGGCUCUUGGAUGACUGCCACGAUCUCAUAAAUGAUUUGUCGCAUCAUGCCAACAAUGUGGUAGUCCUAGACCUAAAGUUGCAACCAAUAUACGACGAACUGAUUGAUAUAAAGACGACUUUAGAAAAUCUUUUGGUAACACGGCGUUGGACGCUUAGAGAAACUGAUCUAUUUUCGUACCAGAAGAGGCUAUCUGAGAUAGACAAGUUGAGAGUCGGCGGCAAGUUCCCUUCGGAUUCACCAGAGAAGAAGGGCCAGGCCAUUCUUCUGUACUUGUUGCGUCGUUGCUAUGCUAUCAUAUACAAGCUUUUGGAGUGUUCUGAGCCUGUUUCCGAAGCUUUGCAGAAGAUUCACAACCAGUUAUCUACGGUACGUCGGUGUCUGCUGGAGCUAAAAAGAAUGGGCGGUGUUGAAAACGACAGAGAGUUAUACCCCUAUCAGAUGAAAUUGGCUUCGUUGGAUAACGUCCGCGUGGACGGAAAGUUUUAUGAUGCGGAUGGCAAUAUUCCAGAGGGCCAGGGCACGCUAAAUGCUUUGUUGGCCGAGUGCUUUGACAUCCUUCAUGAACUGAAGAUUGAAGCUGAAGAGCGCGAGGGUCGCGGCAACAAAGAAGACAAUGGCGACCAAGAAGAGGCAGACUCCGCUGACAGCAGUGCGGUGGAGACUAAAGGAUCUGAGUCCAGAGCGCCUAUAAACGUACAGAGUUCUGUCAAGAAGAACAUCGCGGGUUCUGACAAAUUGAAUCACCGGUCCAAGUUUCUUGACAACUCUAAGCAAUACCACAAUGACGACGAUGACGAUGACGACGAUGAUGAGGAGGAAGAGGAAGAAUAUACCACCAACUACAGUGAACACAGCUACGAAGACGAUGAAGAUGAUUAUGCAACUACGAGUCAGGCUGAGGACUAG